Molecule: messenger RNA, 1272 nt
Organism: Leptonychotes weddellii (Weddell seal)
Lineage: Eukaryota; Metazoa; Chordata; Mammalia; Carnivora; Phocidae
Source: RefSeq, a predicted model, not a curated record
AUGACUUCAUGGUUGCAGGAGUUGGUGACCUUCAAAGACGUGGCCGUGGACUUCACCCAGGAGGAGUGGCAACAGCGGGAGCCGGCUCAGAGGGACCUCUACAGAGAUGUGAUGCUGGAGACCUUGCAGAACCUGAGCUCACUAGGAAGCCGUGCCUGCAGGAGCGUCCCCGGGCUGGCCCUGGAAGAGCUGGGAGGGAGCCGCCUCUGGCGCUCUGGGGCGGGAGAGGCCCAGGGGCCUCCAGGAGGGGCCCCUGCAGAGCAUCAGCCCAGAGCCACCCAGCCAGGAACUCCAGAAGGGAGGGGCCCCCACGGUUGUGCCCCGCGGAACCCCGCCUGGGAGGGCCCCCGGGGAGCCCCUGGCGGCGAGGAGCCCUGCGUGUGCAGGGAGUGCGGGGAGGCCUUUGCGCAGCGGGCCCAGCUGGCGCAGCAUCAGCGCGCGCACGCCCUGGACAAGCCCUUCGCGUGCGGCGAGUGCGGCAAGCGCUUCACCAAGCGCUCAUCCCUGCUCGGGCACCAGCGGGCCCGCACGGGCGCCAGGCCCCACCAGUGCCGCGUGUGCGGGAAGGCUUUCCGCAAGAAAUCCGACCCGCUCAACCACCACCGCACACACACGGGCGAGCGGCCUUUCAAGUGCUGCGAGUGCGGCAAGGCGAUCGCGCAGAGCAUGACGCUGGUGGAGCACCAGAAGACGCACACGGGCGAAAAGGCGUACCCGCGCCCGCAGUGCGGGAAGCGCUUCACCAAGUCGUCCGCGCUCAUCCUGCGCGAGAGGAUCCACACCGGCGCGAGGCCCUUCCGCUGCGCCGACUGCGGCAAGGCCUUCAGCCAGAAGGCGCACCUCUCCAUCCACCUGAGGAUCCGCACAGGCGAGAAGCCCUACCGCUGCGGCGAGUGCGGGCGCAGCUCCCGGAAGAUGUCCUUCCUGUUCCAGCACCAGGCUAUCCACAGCGACGAGAGGCCCUUCCGGUGCGGCGUGUGCGGCAGGGCCUUCGUGCGCAAGUCCACCCUGGUCCGGCACGACAGGAUCCACACGGGAGAGAAGCCCUAUCGGCGCGCGCAGUGCGGGAAGGCCUUCCGGCAUCAGCCCACGCUGACGGCGCACCGCAGAAUUCACACCCGGGAGAAGCCCUACAAGUGCCAGGCGUGCGGCAAGGCCUUCAGGCGCAUCGGAAAUCUCACCUGCCACCAGAAGACCCACCUGGCCGGGGAGGUGGCCCCGCGCCGGCCCAGCUCAGGGAGCAGGCCUUCCUCCCAGCUAACCAACAACUGA